This is a messenger RNA of Aplosporella prunicola CBS 121167, 1398 nucleotides long. RefSeq lists its product as uncharacterized. Gene Ontology annotation, biological process: protein phosphorylation; cellular response to oxidative stress. The record is from RefSeq and is a predicted model, not a curated record. Bases 1 to 1302 code for a protein of 433 amino acids. NCBI's taxonomy places the organism in Eukaryota, Fungi, Ascomycota, Dothideomycetes, Botryosphaeriales, Aplosporellaceae. Gene Ontology annotation, molecular function: calcium/calmodulin-dependent protein kinase activity; ATP binding; calmodulin binding. The transcript is spliced from 4 exons.
AUGGCGACAACAGCCCCCUCCUCCGCCAACGGCGCAGCAGCGGCAGCACAACGCGCACAAGCGCAGAUCCAGCCCUGCCGGUACAAGACGGGCAAGACGCUGGGCGCGGGCAGCUACUCGGUCGUCAAGGAGUGCGUGCACAUUGAUACCGGCCGGUACUAUGCUGCGAAGGUUAUUAAUAAGAGACUGAUGGCCGGGCGCGAACAUAUGGUCCGCAAUGAAAUCGCCGUGCUGAAGCGCGUCUCCAUGGGCCACCAGAACAUCCUGACGCUCGUCGACUACUUUGAGACGAUGAACAACCGUGAGCCUUGCCCCGCCCCACUUUCGGUCCCUCGACGCCUCGCUGACCCUCGUCGCGCGCACGCUACAGUCUACCUAGUGACGGACCUCGCGCUCGGCGGCGAGCUGUUCGACCGCAUCUGCCGCAAAGGCAGCUACUACGAGUCGGACGCGGCAGACCUGAUCCGGGCGACGCUGUCGGCCGUCGCGUACCUGCACGACCACGGCAUCGUGCACCGCGACCUCAAGCCCGAGAACCUGCUGUUCCGCACGCCCGAGGACAACGCCGACCUGCUCAUCGCCGACUUUGGCCUCAGCCGCAUCAUGGACGAGGAGCAGUUCCACGUCCUUACCACCACCUGCGGCACCCCGGGCUACAUGGCGCCUGAGAUUUUCAAGAAGACGGGUCACGGCAAGCCUGUCGACAUCUGGGCCAUAGGCGUAAUAACGUACUUCCUACUCUGCGGCUACACGCCCUUCGACCGCGACUCCAACCUUGAAGAAAUGCAAGCGAUCCUCGUGGCCGACUACAGCUUCACGCCGCUCGAAUACUGGCGGGGCGUAACCCCCACGGCGCGCGAAUUCAUCAAGCGCUGCCUCACCAUCGACCCCCGCGCGCGCAUGACAUCGCACGAAGCGCUCUCGCACCCAUGGAUCGCGGACCCAUCCACGAACGUCAAGGACCCCUCCACAGGCGGGAAAGAAGACCUCCUCCCCACCGUCAAGAAGAACUUCAAUGCGCGGCGCACGCUGCACGCCGCCAUCGACACGAUCCGCGCGAUCAACCAGCUGCGCGCUGGCGGGGGCGCGGCGGCCAUGGACGGCGCGCGCAGCCAUGAGCCUGGCCGCGACCAGGGGCCUGGCCCGGAUGUUAGGGCGCUGGGGCCUGUCGACGAGGGCGACGGCGAUGCCAUGCAGGUUGAUGGCCGGGCAGAUGGCCACGGCCAGACGGACGAGAUGAUCAGGGCCCAGGAGCAGCGGAUUAGGGAUACCCAGGCGGGCAUGUGGGCUGCGCAGCGGUGAGGGAGUGAGCGAGUGAGUGAGCGAGCGAGUGUUGGCGAGCGCCGAGGAGCACGUAAGCGCUAGCACGCGCGGAAGAUGAUGGAAGGGGUAGAUAUG